Lipotes vexillifer (Yangtze River dolphin) is the source of this 13390-nucleotide messenger RNA. It is a transcript of the gene DNAH9, whose product is annotated as dynein axonemal heavy chain 9. Gene Ontology annotation, molecular function: dynein light intermediate chain binding; dynein intermediate chain binding; minus-end-directed microtubule motor activity. Gene Ontology annotation, biological process: microtubule-based movement. The transcript has 69 exons. The record is from RefSeq and is a predicted model, not a curated record. Gene Ontology annotation, cellular component: axonemal dynein complex. NCBI's taxonomy places the organism in Eukaryota, Metazoa, Chordata, Mammalia, Artiodactyla, Lipotidae.
AUGCCGAGCGCCGAGGAGCUUCCCGCGCGGGCUGAGGAGAACGCGGACUGGGAGCCCGGCGCCGACCCGCGGCUGCGACUCCUGGGGGCCUACGUGGCCCGGAGCCUGCGGCCGGCUGCGGGCGCAUGGGAGCGCUGCGCGGGCUCGGCCGAGGCGAGGCAACUGCUGCAUGCCUUCCUGGGCCGCGGGGCCGCGGAGGAGCCGCGGCCGCUGCUGGUGGUGCGGCCCGGGCCCGGGGGCCUGGCGGUGCGCGCGGGGCUGGACGCGGGACCCGAGGCCGGCGCGCCUCGUGCUAAGGGGCUUUUUUGCCUGCGCACCAGGCCCGAGCCGCCGGGGCCCGACAGCCUCCGCGGAGCAGUGCUGUGCGGGGACCUGCCCGCCACGCCGCUGGAGCAUCUGGCAGCGCUCUUCUCCGAGGUUGUCAUCCCCAUCCUGGCCAAUGAGAAGAAUCACCUAGACUGGUCCCACGUGGUUUGUCAAGAUGUCCAGCGACACGCCCACAGCCUCCAAUGUGACCUCUUGGUUCUCCUUGUGCAAGCGAAGGGGAAAACUUUGCUGCCUCUUCCAGUCGGCUCAGAAAAAAUGGGGUUUGUAGAUCCUGAAAGUGAGACCGCCUUGGAUUCUAUGGAUAAGUCAGUCAUGUAUGCCAUUGAGUCUGCAGUGAUCCAGUGGAGCCAUCAGGUCCAGGUGGUGCUCAAGAGGGAGUCUUCCCAGGCUCUCCUAGAGGGGGAGAAUCCCACCCCACAGGUGGAGUUGGAGUUCUGGAAGAGCAGGUCUGAGGAUCUGGAAUACAUUUAUAAUCAACUGAGAACGGUAAAGGUGAGGGGCAUGGCGGGGCUUCUGGACAAGCUACAGAGCAGCUACUUCCCAGCUUUCCAAGCCAUGUUCAGAGAUGUUGUAGCAGCUCUGAUGGAGGCGCGGGACAUCCACACGCACCUGGUGCCGCUGCACCGCCACCUGGAAACGCUCGAGAGCCUGGAGUUUCCUGAGGUGAAGCCACGGCUGUGGCCUCUGCUGCACGUGGUCUGCCUGAUAUGGGCCACGUGUGAGCUGUACCGCUGCCCUGGGCGUCUGAUGGUGCUGCUGCAGGAGAUCUGCAGCCUUCUGGUCCAGCAGGCCUCUAAUUAUCUCAGCCCAGAAGACCUCCUGAGAAGUGAGGUGGAAGAAAGUCAGAGAAAACUGCAAGUGGUCGUGGACACCUUGAGCUUCUUCAAGCUGGUGUUUCAGGACAGAAGGGAGAAUCUCCAUUCCUACUUCAAAGAGAACCAGGAAGUCCGGGAGUGGGAUUUCCAGUCCUCUGUGGUCUUCGUGCGAUUGGAUGGCUUCCUGGGGCGACUGGGCAUGGUGCAGGAUCUUCUGAAGACAACUUUGGAUUUCCACAAAUUGGGAAAGCUUGAGUUUAGUGGCAUCAGAGGGAGUGCUCUGAGCCAGUAGGCCCAGCGGAUGUACAACGAGUUUCAAGAGAUGUACAGGGUCUUCUCAGAGUCUUCCUAUGACUGCUUGGACCCUCAAAGCAUGGAAUUUGAAAAUGAUGUCUCUGAGUUUAAUCAGAGAGUAGAAGACCUUGACCGGAGACUGGGGACUGUCUUUAUUCAGGCCUUUGAUGAUGCCCCUGGUUUGGAGCACGCCUUCAAGCUGUUAGACAUAGCAGGAAACCUCCUGGAGAGACCACUGGUAGCACGGGACACAUCUGAUAAGUACCUGGUGCUCAUCCGCAUGUUCAGCGAGGACCUGGAUGCCGUGAGGAUGAUCUACAGUCAGCAUGUCCAGGAGGAGGUGGAGCAUGGCUUCUCCUCCGUGCAUAAGAACGUGCCCGCUGUGGCCGGGAGGCCCCGCUGGGCGCAGGAGCUGAGGCAGCGCAUCCAGGGUCCCUUCGACAACUUCAGACGCAUGACACACCCUUGCAUGGAAUCUGCCGAAGGAAAGCGCAUGAUACAAAAAUAUGAAGAAAUGCUCUCAUUGCUGGAAAAGUAUGAGACAAGACUCUACGAGGACUGGUGUCAAACAGUAUCAGAGGAGUCGCAGUACAACCUUUCCCGGCCACUUCUGAAACGUGAUCCAGAGACAAAGCAGAUCACUGUCAACUUUAGCCCACAGCUGACUUCCGUGCUGAAAGAAAUGAGUGAUCUUCAACCCCAGCAGAUGACGCACAUCCCUGAGACAGCAGCAGCCAUGCUCUCCUCCAGGGAAUUCUGUCGGCAGCUUGUGGCUAAAUUGGAGCUGAUGGCAAAUUGGUACAACAAGGUUAUGAAAACUCUGCUAGAGGUGGAAUUUCCAUUAGUGCAGGAAGAGCUGCAAAAUAUCGAUCUCUGCUUGAGAGCUGCAGAGGAGACUCUGAGCUGGAAAACAGAAGGCAUUUGGGAUUAUGUCAUUCAGAUCACCAAUAGUAUUCAUGAUCUUGAACAAAGAGUUCAGAAAACGAAAGACAACGUGGAAGAGAUUCAAAACAUCAUGAAAACAUGGGCGUCGCCAAUAUUUAAGAGAAAAGAUGGGAAGAAGGAAUGCCUUCUCUCUAUGGAUGAUCAGCAUGAUCGAAUGGAAGAAUAUUACAGUCUUCUCAAAGAAUCUGGCUUUAAGAUUCAUGCCCUUGUGCAGGAAAACCUGGGUCUUUUCUCAGCAGACCCAACCUCCAGUAUUUGGAAGACUUAUGUUAACUACAUUGAUGAUAUGUUGGUGGAUGGAUUCUUUCUUGCCAUUGAGUGCUCCCUCAAGUAUCUCCUGGAAAAUACUGAAUGUAAGGCAGGACUCACCCCAAUAUUUGAAGCACAACUGAGCUUAGCCAUCCCAGAAUUGGUUUUCUGUCCGUCUCUGGAGCCUGGAGUGAAGGGUGGCUCCUACGACAUUGUUGAGGGUCUCAUCACCAGCAUUUUUAGGAUAUCGUCCUUGGUUCCGCGGCUUUCCCCUCAAAACGGCUCUCCCCACUAUCAGGUUGACUUGGAGGCCAUGCCUGAUCUGGCAGGCAUGCGGGGCGAGCUGAUGGGGCGGAUGCAGGGCAUGAUGACCCUCUGCUGCGGCUAUCGGAGCACCCUCAGCCAGUAUUCCUACCUCUACGUGGAGGACCGGAAGGAGGCUCUGGGCCAGUUUCUGCUAUAUGGGCAUGUGCUCACAGCAGAGGAGAUGGAAGCCCAUGCUGAGGACGGCAUUCCAGAGAACCCGCCCCUGCUCCAUCAGUUCAAAGCGCAGAUCGACUGCUACGAAAAGCUCCAUGAAGACGUGAGCAGGCUGGAGCCCAUCCAGGUGUUUGACAGCUGGAUGAAGAUUGAUGUGCGGCCCUUUAAAACGUCUCUGCUGAAUAUAAUUAAGAAGUGGAGCCUCAUGUUCAAACAGCACCUUGUGGACUACGUCACUCACAGCUUGGCCGACCUUGAAGCAUUUAUAAAAAACAGCGAGAAUGGCUUGCUCAAGAAAGUCAGAUAAGGAGAUUUCCAAGGAUUGGUUGAAAUUAUGGGACACCUUAUGGCUCUUAAAGAACGACAGAGCAGCACUGAUGAGUUGUUUGAGCCUUUAAAGCAGACUAUUGAAUUGCUGAAGACCUAUGGACAAGAAUUGCCGGAAACACUGUUCAGGCAGCUGGAAGAGCUGCCUGAGAAAUGGAACAAGAUUAAAAAGAUGGCUGUUACCGUGAGGCAGCAGGUGGCCCCCCUGCAGGCGAAUGAAGUGACCCUCCUCCGCCAGAGGUGCGCGGCCUUCGAGGCAGAGCAGCAGCGGUUCUGGGAGCGAUUCCGCAGAGAAGCCCCCUUCAGGUUUGAUAGCACUGACCCUCAUCAGAUGCUGGAUGCCAGGCACAUGGAGACCCAGCAGAUGGAAUCCACCAUGGACUCCAUUUCUGAGUCUGCUAGCUUCUUUGAGGUCACCAUCCCUGACUAUAAGCAACUGAGGCAGUGCAGGAAGGAGGCGUGCCAGCUGAAGGAGCUCUGGGACACAAUUGGGAUGGUGACCGCCAGCAUCCAUGCCUGGGAGACCACCACGUGGAUGGAUAUCAACGUGGAGGCCAUGGACUUGGAGUGCAAAUGGUUUGCCAGGCACAUCCGGAACCUCGACAAGGAGGUCAGGGCCUGGGAUGCCUUCACAGGCCUGGAAAGCACCAUUUUGAACACCCUGACCUCCCUGAGGGCUGUGGCCGAACUGCAGAACCCGGCCAUGCGGGAGCAGCACUGGAGGCAGCUGAUGCAGGCCACGGGCGUGACCUUCACCAUGGAUGAGGGCACCACCCUGGCACACCUCCUACAGCUUCAGCUCCACCACUUUGAGGACGAGGUCCGGGGCAUUGUAGACAGAGCUGUGAAAGAGAUGGGCAUGGAGAAGGUCUUGAAGGAGCUGCAGACCACCUGGGUCCGCAUGGAAUUCCAGUUCGAGCCCCACCCGCAGACCUACGUGCCUCUGCUGCGGUCCGACGAGGACCUCAUCGAGGUUCUGGAGGAUAACCAAGUCCAGCUUCAGAACCUGAUGACAUCCAGGUACAUUACCUUCUUCCUGGAGGAAGUAUCGGGCUGGCAGAAGAAGCUGUCCACUGCUGACACCGUCAUCUCCCUCUGGUUUGAUGUGCAGCGCACAUGGUCUCAUCUAGAAAGUAUAUUCAUCAGAUCUGAAGAUAUCCGGGCUCAGCUGCCCCAGGAUUCUAAAAGAUUUGAAGGCAUCGAUAUUGACUUUAAAGAGUUAGCUUAUGAUGUUCACAAAACUCCAAACGUAGUGGAAGCCACCAACAAAUCAGGUCUUUAUGAAAAGUUGGAAGAUAUUCAGAGCAGACUGUACCUGUGUGAGAAGGCCCUGGCGGAGUACCUGGACACCAAAAGGCUUGCCUUCCCUAGGUUUUACUUUCUCUCCUCUUCGGACCUGUUAGACAUCCUUUCCAACAGCACAGCCCCACAACAGGUUCAACGACACCUUUCCAAACUCUUUGACAAUAUGACCAAGAUGCAGUUCCAGCUGGACGCCAGUGAGAAACCUACCGAGAUCAGUCUUGGCAUGUACAGCAAGGAAGAAGAGUAUGUGGCCUUCAGCGAGCCCUGUGACUGCAGUGGGCAGGUAGAAAUAUGGCUGAACCAUGUGCUUGCUCACAUGAAGGCCACCGUGAGGCACGAGAUGACAGAAGGCAUAACUGCCUAUGAAGAGAAGCCGAGGGAGCAGUGGCUCUUUGACUAUCCAGCUCAGGUGGCCCUGACCUGCACUCAGAUCUGGUGGACCACAGAGGUGGGCAUGGCAUUUGCCAGGCUGGAGGAAGGCUACGAGAAUGCCAUGAAGGACUAUUACAAGAAACAAGUGGCCCAGCUCAAAACCCUCAUCACCAUGCUGAUCGGCCAGCUCUCCACGGGGGACCGGCAGAAGAUCAUGACCAUAUGCACCAUCGAUGUCCAUGCCCGGGAUGUGGUGGCCAAGAUGAUUGCUCAGAAGGUGGACAAUGCCCAGGCUUUCCUCUGGCUGUCCCAGCUGCGGCAUCGCUGGGAUGACGAGGCCAAACACUGCUUUGCCAACAUCUGUGAUGCCCAGUUUCUAUACUCCUAUGAGUACCUGGGAAAUACACCUCGCCUGGUGAUCACGCCUUUGACAGACAGGUGCUACAUCACCCUCACCCAGUCUCUGCACCUGACCAUGAGCGGGGCUCCAGCAGGACCUGCAGGCACAGGCAAGACAGAGACCACCAAGGACCUGGGCCGAGCGCUGGGCAUCAUGGUCUACGUGUUUAACUGCUCCGAGCAGGUGGACUACAAGGCUUGCGGCAACAUCUACAAAGGCCUUGCUCAGACUGGUGCCUGGGGCUGUUUUGAUGAGUUUAAUCGAAUCUCCGUGGAGGUCUUGUCAGUGGUGGCUGUGCAGGUAAAAAGCAUUCAAGAUGCAAUUCGAGAUAAGAAGCAGCGGUUCAACUUCCUUGGAGAGGAGAUUAGCCUGAACCCUUCUGUGGGCAUCUUCAUCACCAUGAACCCAGGCUACGCCGGCCGCACAGAGCUGCCAGAAAACCUCAAGGCUCUGUUCAGGCCUUGCGCGAUGGUCGUUCCAGACUUUGAGUUGAUCUGUGAAAUCAUGCUUGUGGCAGAAGGAUUCAUUGAAGCACGGUUACUAGCCAGGAAGUUCAUCACCCUUUACAAGUUGUGCAAAGAGCUUCUCUCUAAACAGGAUCACUAUGACUGGGGCCUGAGGGCCAUCAAGUCUGUGCUGGUGGUGGCGGGAUCCCUGAAGCGAGGAGAUCCUGACCGGCCCGAGGACCAGGUCCUGAUGCGCUCCCUGCGAGACUUCAACAUCCCCAAGAUUGUGACAGACGACAUACCCGUGUUCAUGGGCCUGAUCGGGGACCUGUUUCCCACCCUGAACGUCCCUCGGAGGAGAGACCUCAACUUCGAAGCUUUGGUUAGGAAGGCUGUGGUGGAGCUGAAGCUGCAGGCUGAGGACAACUUUGUGCUCAAGGUGGUCCAGCUGGAGGAGCUUCUGGCUAUGCGGCACUCCGUGUUCGUGGUGGGCAGCGCGGGAACUGGCAAGUCACAGGUGCUGAGGUCCUUGCACAAGACCUACCAGAUCAUGAAACGCCGCCCCGUCUGGACUGACCUCAACCCCAAAGCAGUCACCAGCGAUGAACUCUUUGGCAUCAUCAAUCCGGCCACACGAAAAUGGAAGGAUGGAUUGUUCUCUUCCGUCAUGCGGGAGCUUUCCAACAUCACCCAUGAUGGGCCCAAGUGGAUUCUACUGGAUGGCGACAUAGAUCCAAUGUGGAUCGAGUCUCUGAACACUGUCAUGGAUGACAACAAGGUGCUGACCCUGGCGAGCAACGAGAGGAUCGCUCUGAAUCCCACAGUGAGGCUCCUCUUUGAGAUCAGCCACCUGCGCAUGACCACGCCAGCCACUGUCUCCAGAGCAGGGAUCCUGUACAUCAACCCUGCAGACCUGGGGUGGAACCCUCCUGUGAGCAGCUGGAUCGACAAGAAGGAGAUCCAGACAGAGAGAGCCAACCUAACCUUUCUGUUUGACAAGUAUCUUCCAGCCUGCUUAGACACACUCAGAACCAGAUUUAAGAAGAUAAUUCCAACCCCAGAGCAGAGCAUGGUUCAGAUGCUGUGCCACCUUCUCGAGUGUCUGCUGACGGAUGAGGACAUCCCUGCAGACUGCCCCAAGGAAACCUACGAGCUUUAUUUUGUGUUUGCUGCCAUCUGGGCUUUUGGCGGAGCAAUGGUCCAAGAUCAGCUCGUGGACGACCGGGCAGAGUUCAGCAAAUGGUGGCUGACCGAGUUCAAAACAGUCAAGUUUCCCUCCCAAGGAACCAUCUUUGACUAUUACAUAGACCCAGAGACCAAGAAAUUCGAGCCUUGGUCCAAGCUCAUCCCCCAGUUUGAAUUUGACCCUGAGAUGCCUUUGCAGGCCUGCUUGGUGCACAUGAGCGAGACCAUCCGAGUGUGCUAUUUCCUGGAGCGGCUCCUGGCUCGGCGGAGCAGAACUGUCCUGGAGAAGCCUCUGGAGAAGAAAGCGGGCAGAAAUUACGGCCCCACAGGCAACAAGAAGCUUAUCUAUUUCAUAGAUGACAUGAACAUGCCUGAGGUGGACGCCUACGGGACUGCACAGCCCCACACCAUCAUCAGGCAGCACCUGGAUUACGGCCACUGGUAUGAUCGAAACAAACUAUCCCUAAAGGAGGUCAUGAAUGUCCAGUACAUUUCCUGUAUGAACCCCACUGCGGGCAGCUUCACCAUCAACCCACGGCUUCAGCGUCACUUCAGCGUGUUCGCCCUCUCCUUCCCGGGAGCAGACGCCCUGUCCUCCAUCUACUCCACCAUCCUGACUCAGCACCUGAAGCUUGGGGACUUCCCGGCACCACUGCAGAAAUGCGUCCCCCAGCUGAUCCGUCUGGCCCUUACCUUCCACCAGAAGAUCGCCACCACGUUCCUCCCCACAGCAAUCAGAUUCCAUUACAUCUUCAACCUCAGGGACUUGGCCAACAUUUUCCAGGGCAUUCUCUUCUCCUCUGUGGAAUGUGUAAAAUCCACACAGGACCUAGUAAAGCUCUAUCUGCACGAAUCAAAUCGGGUUUAUCGAGAUAAGAUGGUGGAAGAGAAGGAUCUUGAUCUUUUUGAUAAGAUCCAACCAGAAGUGAUCAAGAAAAUUUUUGAUGAUCUCGAAGAGACAGUGGAACAGACCCAAAGCCUGAACAUGUAUUGCCAUUUUGCAAAUGGUAUCGGGGAGCCCAAGUACAUGCCUGUACAAUCGUGGGAACUUUUGACCCAGACUCUGGUGGAGGCCCUGGAGAACCACAACAAAGUCAACACAGUGAUGGACCUGGUUCUCUUCGAGGAUGCGAUGCGCCAUGUCUGCCACAUCAAUCGCAUCUUGGAGUGCCCGCGGGGAAACGCUCUGCUGGUUGGCGUAGGGGGAAGCGGCAAGCAGAGGCUGACAAGGCUCGCGGCUUUCAUCGGCUCCAUGGAUGUAUUCCAGAUCACGCUGCGGACAGGCUACCAGAUUCCUGACUUCAAGGCGGACCUGGCCAGCUUGUGCCUGAAAGCCGGGGUAAAGAAUCUCAGCACCGUGUUUCUCAUGACAGACGCCCAAGUAGCUGAUGAGAAGUUCCUUGUGCUCAUUAAUGACCUCUUGGCAUCUGGAGAGAUCCCAGAUCUCUACUCUGACGAUGAGAUUGAAAACAUCAUAAGCAAUGUGAGGAACGAAGUCAAGACCCAAGGUCUUCUUGACAACAGAGAGAACUGCUGGAAGUUCUUUAUAGAGCGGGUCCGACGACGACUGAAGGUGACUCUCUGUUUCUCCCCGGGGGGGACCAAGCUGAGGGUCCGCAGCAGGAAGUUCCCUGCCAUCGUGAACUGCACAGCCAUCGACUGGUUCCAUGAGUGGCCGCAGCAAGCCCUGGAGUCCGUCAGCUUCCGCUUCCUGCAGAACACGGAGGACAUUGAGCCCACAGUCAAGCCAUCGAUUAGCAAGUUCAUGGCUUUUGUCCACACAAGUGUCAACCACACCUCCCAGUCCUAUCUGAGCAAUGAGCAGCGCUACAACUACACAGCCCCCAAAUCAUUCCUGGAGUUCAUCAGACUCUACCAGAGCCUGCUGUGCAGGAACGGAAGGGAGCUCAAGUCCAAGAUGGAGCAGCUGGAGAACGGGCUGCUGAAGCUCCACAGCACCUCCGCCCAGGUGGAUGAUCUGAAAGCCAAGCUGGCUGCCCAGGAAGUGGAACUGAAACAGAAGAAUGCUGAUGCAGACAAGCUGAUUCAGGUGGUGGGCGUAGAGACAGACAAGGCGAGCAGAGAGAAAGCCGUCGCAGACAAGGAGGCACAGAAGGUGGCCCUCCUCACGCUAGAGGUGAAGCAGAAGCAGGAGGACUGCGAGGAAGACCUGGCCAAGGCAGGGCCAGCGCUCACGGUGGCCCAGGCAGCCCUCAGCACACUCAGCAAGACCAACCUGACAGAGCUGAAGUCUUUUGGUUCCCCGCCGCCGGCCGUCAGCAACGUCAGCGCUGCCGUGAUGGCUCUCGUGGCCCCUGGGAGCAAGGUGCCCAAGGACCGCAGCUGGAAGGCCGCCAAGGUCACCAUGGCCAAGGUGGACGGCUUCCUGGACUCCCUCAUCCACUUUGACAAGGAGAACAUUCACGAGAACUGCCUGAAGGCCAUCAAGCCGUAUCUGCGUGACCCAGAGUUCAAUCCCGAGUUCGUGGCCACCAAGUCCUACGCAGCCGCCGGCCUCUGCUCUUGGGUCAUAAACAUUGUGAAGUUCUACGAGGUGUUCUGUGACGUGGAACCCAAGCGCCAAGCACUGAGCAAGGCCACCUCGGACCUCACUGCCGCCCAGGAGAAGCUGGCGGCUGUUAAAGCCAAGAUCGCUCACCUUAAUGAAAACCUGGCCAAACUCACGGCCAAGUUUGAGAAAGCAACAGCUGACAAACUCAAAUGUCAGCAAGAAGCUGAAGCGACUGCAGGCACCAUCUCCCUUGCAAACCGCCUGGUGGGAGGACUGGCCUCUGAAAACGUGAGGUGGACAGAAGCUGUGCAGAACUUCAAACAACAGGAAAGGAAAUUAUGUGGGGACGUUUUACUUACUGCGGCUUUCAUUUCAUACCUGGGCUUCUUUACAAAGAAAUAUCGGCAGAACCUCAUGGAUGGGACCUGGAGACCCUACCUGAGCCAGCUGCAGGUUCCCAUCCCAGUGACCCCCAACCUAGAUCCCCUGAGGAUGCUGACGGAUGAUGCCGAUGUGGCUGCCUGGCAGAACGAGGGCCUCCCUGCAGACCGCAUGUCCACGGAGAAUACCACCAUCCUCCUCAGCUGCGAGCGCUGGCCACUCAUGGUGGACCCUCAGCUACAAGGCAUCAAAUGGAUCAAGAACAAGUAUGGCGAGGACCUCCGGGUCACCCAGAUUGGCCAGAAGGGCUACCUUCAAACUGUCGAGCGUGCCCUGGAAGCUGGGGAGGUGGUGCUGAUUGAAAACCUAGAGGAGUCCAUCGAUCCUGUGCUGGGACCCCUGCUUGGGAGAGAAGGCGUUAAGAAAGGACGGUUCAUUAAAAUCGGAGACAAAGAGUGUGAGUACAAUCCCAAGUUCCGGCUCAUCCUUCACACCAAGCUGGCCAAUCCUCACUACCAACCCGAGCUGCAGGCUCAGGCCACCCUGAUCAACUUCACCGUGACCAGGGAUGGCCUGGAGGACCAACUGCUGGCCACUGUGGUCAGCAUGGAGAGGCCAGACCUGGAGAAGCUGAAGUCAGAUCUCACGAAGCAGCAGAAUGGCUUCAAAAUCACCCUCAAAACAUUAGAAGACAACCUGCUUUCUCGCCUUUCCUCGGCCUCUGGGAACUUCCUGGGAGAAACGGCCUUGUUGGAGAACCUUGAGGUCACCAAGCAGACCGCUGCGGAAGUUGAGAAAAAGGUGCAGGAGGCCAAGGUGGCGGAGGUGAAAAUCAACGAGGCCCGGGAACACUAUCGGCCGGCAGCUGCCCGGGCCUCUCUGCUCUACUUCAUCAUGAAUGCCCUCGGCAGGAUCCACCCGAUGUACCAGUUUUCUCUCAAGGCCUUCAACAUCGUCUUCCAGAAGGCUGUGGAGAAGGCUGCUCCCGAUGAGAGCCUCAAGGAACGGGUGGCCAAUCUAAUAGACAGCAUCACCUUCUCUAUGUACCAGUACACCACCCGUGGGCUCUUUGAGUGUGAUAAGCUGACCUACCUUUCCCAGCUCACCUUUCAGAUCCUCCUCCUGAACCAGGAAGUCAGUGCAGCAGAAUUGGACUUCCUGCUUCGAUCUCCAGUGCAGACAGACGUCACCAGUCCCGUGGAGUUCCUCUCCCAUCAGGCCUGGGGUGGCAUCAAGGCACUUUCAUCAAUGGAAGAAUUCUAUAAUCUGGAUCGGGACAUUGAGGGAUCCGCCAAGGGCUGGAAAAAGUUUGUCGAAUCAGAAUGUCCUGAGAAGGAGAAGUUCCCCCAGGAGUGGAAGAACAAGACAGGCCUGCAGCGCCUCUGCAUGAUGAGAGCCAUGCGGCCUGACCGGAUGACCUAUGCCAUGAGAGAUUUUAUUGAGGAGAAGUUAGGAAGCAAAUACGUGUUGGGAAGAGCACUGGACUUCGCAGCCUCUUUUGAAGAAUUGGGACCAGCCACUCCCAUGUUUUUUAUCCUGUCUCCAGGGGUGGACCCACUGAAGGAUGUGGAAAAUCAAGGUAAAAAACUCGGAUAUACCUUCAACAACCGGAACUUUCACAACGUGUCUUUGGGCCAAGGACAGGAGGUAGUGGCUGAGGCUGUGCUGGACCUGGCUGCCAAGAAAGGCCACUGGGUUCUUUUGCAGAACAUCCACCUGGUGGCCAAGUGGCUCAGUACCCUGGAGAAGAAGCUGGAGGAGCACAGUGAGAACAGCCACCCAGAGUUCAGGGUCUUCAUCAGUGCGGAGCCCGCACCCUCCACUGAGGGCCACGUCAUCCCCCAGGGCAUCCUGGAGAACUCCGUUAAGAUCACCAACGAGCCUCCCACGGGCAUGCACGCCAACCUGCACAAGGCCCUGGACAACUUCACUCAGGACACCCUGGAGUUGUGUUCCCGGGAGACAGAGUUUAAGAGCAUCCUCUUUGCGCUUUGUUACUUUCACGCCAUGGUGGCAGAAAGAAGAAAGUUUGGGCCCCAGGGGUGGAAUCACUCCUACCCCUUCAACACUGGGGACCUCACCAUCUCUGUGAACGUGCUGUACAACUUCCUGGAGGCCAACGUGAAGGUCCCCUAUGAUGACUUGCGCUACCUCUUUGCUGAGAUCAUGUACGGAGGCCAUAUCACUGACGAGUGGGACAGGAGACUCUGCAGGACCUACCUGGAGGAAUUCAUCAAACCAGAAAUGCUGGACGGAGAGCUGUCCCUGGCCCCAGGGUUCCCCCUCCCAGGCAACAUGGACUACAAUGCUUACCACCAGUACAUCGACGCCGAGCUGCCCCCAGAGUCGCCGCAUCUCUACGGCCUCCAUCCGAACGCGGAGAUCGGCUUCCUGACCCAGACUUCAGAGAAGCUCUUUCGCACGGUGCUGGAGCUGCAGCCCCGGGACAGCCAGGCCGGAGAUGGAGCGGGGGCCACAAGAGAAGAAAAGGUCAAGGCCGUCCUGGAAGAAAUAUUGGAGCGGGUGACAGAUGAGUUUAACAUCCCAGAGCUGAUGGCCAAAGCGGAGGAGCGCACCCCCUACGUGGUCGUGGCACUCCAGGAGUGCGAACGGAUGAACGUCCUCACCCAAGAGAUGCAGCGCUCCCUGCGAGAGCUGGACCUCGGAUUAAAGGGGGAGCUGACCAUGACCAGUGACAUGGAGAACUUACAGGACGCUAUGUACCUAGACACAGUGCCGGAGCCCUGGGCCAGGCGCGCCUACCCUUCCAUUGCAGGCCUGGCAGCCUGGUGUUUGGACCUGCUCAACCGAAUCAAGGAGUUGGAGGCCUGGGCAGGCGACUUUACGAUGCCCCCCACUGUGUGGUUAACAGGCUUCUUCAACCCCCAGUCCUUCCUGACGGCCAUCAUGCAGUCCACAGCCCGCAAGAAUGAGUGGCCCCCGGACCAGAUGGCCUUGCAAUGUGACGUGACAAAGAAGAACAGAGAGGAAUUCAGGAGCCCCCCUCGGGAAGGGGCCUACAUCCAUGGCCUCUUCAUGGAAGGCGCUCGCUGGGAUGCACAGGCUGGGGCCAUCACCGAGGGGAAGCUGAAGGAGCUGGUGUCCCCCAUGCCUGUGUUGCUCCUCAAGGCCAUCCCCGCAGAUAAGCAGGAUUGCCGCAGUACCUAUCCCUGUCCUGUGUACAAGACUUGUCAGCGAGGACCCACCUACGUGUGGACUUUACACCUGAAGAUGAAGGAGAAGCCUUCCAAGUGGGUUCUGGCCGGAGUAGCCUUGCUUCUCCAGGUGUAGCUCCUUGCAGACCCACCGAGGAGACAGAGCUGGGCUGGAGGCUGCCCAGAGGGACCAGUGG